ACCUCAGGAGAACCUUUCUAACAAGCUGGCCCAUAUGAUUCGUUGUUUUGUUUUUACUACGAGGCCCAGUUAACGUUAAGUGAAUACGAGACGUGACUGCUAACUUAGUUGCAUAUUUAAAUAUCUGUAUAAGCGGGACGAAUUUCAAGUUUCCUGCAACACAGUGGAUUCGGUCUCAGACGGAGUCAACAAAGGCUGUUCUCAAAAGGUUUUCUUGGACUACAGGCCCGUGUACGGCCACUUCCUCUUCUCAUAGCUACAGGCGGGGGUUAUGUUGGAUACAAUCAAUAUGGGCACUACAAGGAUCGGCAGCUGGAGAAGCUCGGCAUUGAAGUGCAACCACGUAUUGCCAAUGGAUUUCAGCUGCCUUGAAUUCAGCAGCGGCUCAGAAGAGGAGCUGGCUGACCGACCAAUCGCAGUCCAGCAUCCCACACGUGACGAGAAGGGAGGGCGGGUCUUUAGGCUUUGCAGCGGAAAACCACCGAGCCAGACGAACGGAGUGAGCGUGAGAGAGGGCUAAAGCCUGCCAUACGCACUAAUCCUUCCACGGUGAUCAUGUGUCAGGGGAGUCUGAAGCAGCAGAAGGGGCCGGUGCGGAGCACUGCGGGGACAUGGUGAGAUGCUGCAGGUCUUUGCACAGCUCUCCCUCUUGCUACAAUCUCCACAGAAUCAGGGUUAAUGUGCGGCGUUUCCGUCCGCCGGGCUCCUCAGCAGGAGCGACAGCCGGCGUCAACAACGGCGGCACGGGGGGCCCAUCUCAGCCCAGCCACCGGAGCCGAUUCAGGUUGCAGUUUCCACAGUUGGCCCUACGGCGGCGACUAGGCCAGCUGAGCUGCAUGUCCCGGCCUACUGUCCGCCUUCGCUCAUGGCCUCUGUCCUUCCUCUACUACAUCCUGCCCUUCGGAGCGCUCAAACCUCUUGCCAGAGUAGGCUGGAGGCCCACAAGCAGAGUUACAAUCUACAAGUCCAUACCCACAAGACUCCUCUCCAGAGCCUGGGGUCGCUUGAACCAGGUGGACCUGCCAACUUGGUUACGGAAACCUAUCUUCAGAUUGUAUAUAUGGACGUUUGGAGUCAAUAUGAAGGAAGCGGCCAUAGAGGAUCUACAGCACUACAGAAACCUGGGCGAGUUUUUUAGGCGUAAACUCAAGCCACAGGUUCGGCCGGUGUGCGACUCGCACUGUGUGAUCAGUCCAGCUGAUGGCAAGAUCCUUCAUUUUGGGCGUGUGAAGAACUGUGAGGUUGAGCAGGUGAAGGGAGUGACCUACUCUCUGGAAACGUUCCUCGGGCCGCACAACUGGACCGAGAAUUUACCUGCUAACAGAAGUUUAGAUGAGGAUGAUCCUGGCACUUACCAGGAUGCCCUGGUCACUAAAGAGGGGAAUGAGUUGUUUCACUGUGUAGUUUAUCUGGCUCCAGGUGACUACCACUGCUUCCACUCGCCUACAGACUGGAGGGUGGCACACAGACGCCACUUCCCAGGUUCUCUGAUGUCAGUGAACCCAGGAGUUGCGCGCUGGAUCAAGGAACUUUUCUGCCAUAAUGAGCGUGUUGUCUUGAGUGGGGAGUGGACACACGGAUUCUUUUCACUCACGGCUGUAGGAGCGACAAAUGUGGGAUCUAUACGCAUCUAUUUUGACAAAGAGCUCCGCACCAACAACCCACGAUACAACAAAGGGUCAUUCAACGACUUCAAAUACGCUUCAAACAACAGCCAGGAAGGCGUGAGCAUGAGAAAAGGAGAGCACCUGGGCGAGUUCAACUUGGGCUCCACUAUUGUACUGUUAUUCGAAGCUCCAAGAGAUUUUACCUUUAAUUUGAAAGCAGGCCAGAAGAUUCAUUUUGGAGAACCUCUUGGGACAAUGUAACGCUGACCAGAGGGGAACACAAUCUGAUGAUGGACAUGCGUAACCGUGUGGAGAUGCAUUCAGGGUCUCAAAAACUAAUACACUCACAUUUGCAGAGAUGUACUCUGUUUAAACUGAGAUACAUGUGUGCUCAUAUGUACUCAAUCAGCCACCACUGUUGCAUUACUGCAAUCUUUUUUUUUUAGGGUUUAUGUUUUUUUGUUGUUGUAAAAUAAGCAAAGCUUAGACCAUCACGUAAAGUAUUUGUUGACCAUGAAAUGCCAUCCAGAUUUUUUGGCUCUAAAUUAUUUUUCUAUUUCGUUUUAGUAAAACGGUUGUAUUGUUUUUGUGUUUGCCCAUAUUGCCUUUGGCUGGAGUCCACCUGUGUGAAGGGUUUGAAGAGUUCAGGAUUUCCACAGCUAACUCUGCAAGCAUUGGGAAUGUACAAGAGGCCAUUACUAUUUGGUACCUUCAUAUUUGACAGCACUUAUCUUUAAAACCGUUCUCUCCGUCCAAAUUUAGCUUUUUUUACGAAGGUGCAAGCCAUUUUGACAGUAAAAUCAUGGCCAUGUUUACUCCGUAAGGAAGAGUUUUAGAAAAGGCAGGUGACUGUUAUCACUGCCAUUUGUUCUCUGGUGUUGAAUUAUGCCUUUGUUUGCUGGUGAAGCAAUUAGUUGGAAGAUAAAUGUUAAGUAUUUUGCUGUCUCAACUUGAUUAGUGCCAAAACGCAAGAUAUGUUUUUUACUAACACACCUUUUUUUGCCCUUUUGAUACGAACCAGGUUCUUGUGAUCUUAUGUUUUUCAUUCUUGGACUUUUCUUUGUUUUAUUAACCAGCGCCUAACAAGUUCAACAGAGUCUACAUCCUGAGCUAAAGAUAAAGACCAUCCAGACUCUCCUAAUCUGGACCACACAUGUGGAUGGAGAUUAGGGGAAGGUCUCUGGACAUUUUGCACUGAAUGUGUUGAAACCACUGGGCUUUUCUGUGCACAGGCCACACUUCUUUUGGAGUACAGUCUUGUUAAUUCAUGUAACACCGACAUUAAUACUGACUAUUUCAGAGUGAAGGAAACAUGUCAUAAAUAAAUUUUAAAGAUUAUCUAAAAAA
Molecule: messenger RNA, 2954 nt
Organism: Carassius gibelio (silver crucian carp)
Lineage: Eukaryota; Metazoa; Chordata; Actinopteri; Cypriniformes; Cyprinidae
Product: phosphatidylserine decarboxylase proenzyme, mitochondrial
Exons: 10
Coding region: 612-1868 (418 amino acids)
Biological process (GO): phosphatidylethanolamine biosynthetic process
Cellular component (GO): mitochondrion
Molecular function (GO): phosphatidylserine decarboxylase activity
Source: RefSeq, a predicted model, not a curated record